AUGUCUGCUUGGAGGAUCAGAGUCCUGGUAGCACUGUGCUUCGUGCGGCAGCCGAGAGGUCAUAUUCAGCUUCCCCCUCCUCAGAAUGUUACACUACUGUCAAAAGAUUUUGACAUGAUUUUGACAUGGACUCCAGGAGAAGGAUCUCCACCAGAUGUGACAUACACUGUGAGGUAUGAAAGCCAGGAACUCAUGGACAAAUGGAUAAAGGUUCGUCAUUGUAAAAAUAUCCACAGUACCUCUUGCAACCUGACUUGUGUACUUCCAAACUUCUUCAUUAAAUUCCGUGCUCGAGUAAAAGCCGUUUCUGGAAAAUUCCAGUCGCCAUGGGUAGAAUCCCAAUUCAAGGAAUACUAUUUGGAUGUGGAACUGGCUCCCCCGGUGCUAAACGUGAACAUACAGGAGAACAUACUCCAUGUGAAUGCCACCUUCCCUUUGGCCACCUGUGUGGAGAGUUUCUCCUGGAUGUAUGACUUGAACCUUUGGGAAGCUGGAUCUGAAGACAAGAAGCAAUACGAAAGUAUCUUUAGGAAGAAUACAGUGACUAUCGACACCACUGCGCUUAGAGGCAACUACUGCUUGAGUGCCAGAUCCUCCUUCCAAAGCAUUGGCUUCAAGUACAGCAAAUUCUCCCAACCAGUGUGCAUGCUUUUAAACCAUAAAGUGGAAUGGAAGCUCCCAUAUUCUGCCAUGAUCCCCGUGUUCGUCCUCCCCAUCCUUCUGGCAAGUGCCUUCAUCACCUGGCUGCUGAAACAAGAUGCUAAGCACAAGAAGCUGCCUCAUGCUUUGGAUUUAUCUAAUUUUAAAGGUGCUGGAGCACCCUUUCACUGUGAGCUCAGUGAGGAGUUCCUCGCGGACUCUCUGACCUGCACAGAGAAGCCAGUGUCACAAGGGAAGAAAAAUAGAACAUCACCAAGAAACAACCUACCAUGGAUGGCUUCUCUCCUGUCAUCAUCGUCAUCAGAAGAGGAGGAGGAAGAUGAAGAAGACAGCAGGACUUUCAUCCCAUACACUGAAAUGCGUCGCUUUCCAAAGAGAUGUCUGAACUACCAGCCGUCCAGAACUGCUGGGCCGGAAACAGGCAGGGACUCCACAUCUGGUGGUCUCUCUGUGGACAGCGGAUCUGUGAUGGACUUCACGGCCUUGGGUUUCUCUUUCUCUCCAGUGAGACAGAAUGAAGUGGACACCUCAGGAUCCCAAGGAAACGAAAAGGCAUCCCUUCCUCACAGCUCCUCUUUGGGAAGAAUAUCCCUCACUGACGUGAGAUUCCCAGGUCCCAGGGAACAUGGACAGCAUGAUACAGACCGGGAUGACUGCCUGGAAAUGACUCCCCUCCAAACACCGCUGAACAGGAUUUGUGCCAAACUUCCAGCUGAUGAACGCAGGAAUCAUCACCAUGUCACCACAUGUCACCAGAAACCACUAGCUGAUCUGCCCGUCCAGGUCAGGGAGAAGUCACAGCUCAGUGUGGAUCCCAGCAUGGAACAACUCAUUUGCUUUCAGACCUUACAGGUGGCAGAAGAUGAAGGUAUUGCAAGUGACUGUGACAGCGAUCAUUUUAUAGAAGGGACACCUCCUGCAUCCACAGUGCUAAGUGAUGCAUUUGGAACUUCAAAUAUGGAGGGAAAGUAUGAUCAAAAGUUUAAAUUCAAAGGCUAUCAGCACACACAUUACAUGCGAAGAAGCUAG
This is a messenger RNA of Cygnus atratus (black swan), 1689 nucleotides long. RefSeq names its product interferon lambda receptor 1 (gene IFNLR1). Lineage: Eukaryota; Metazoa; Chordata; Aves; Anseriformes; Anatidae. The record is from RefSeq and is a predicted model, not a curated record. The coding region runs from base 1 to 1689 and encodes 562 amino acids. The transcript is spliced from 7 exons. Gene Ontology annotation, molecular function: protein binding.